AUUAUGGCUUAAAGUUUGGCAUUUUCAAGUGUUUGACAGAUGCAAAAGAUUUAAUGUAAAGUUUAAUGCAAAAUGAACAACAGGUUUUGUGUUCCGCAAUGAAUUAAUAAAAAUUGACUAGAUUUUUUUAACCAGCAUAUAGACAUGAUGUCGGUUGAGAAUCUUUGCGUUUACGGCAUUCAUCUAUCAGCGUUUGUUUCAGUUUGUUUCGUAAUGAAAGCGGAAGUUGGAUUUUAAAUGUGAUGUUUAAGUUGACAGCUGUGCGUCACAUUCCGAAGUUACAGCUUGAAUUGGUGACAUCCCGUUGCCGACGUGGCCGGCAUUGAGAAUGGUCCAUGUACUUGAAAAGUAGAAGCAUUUACACACGCAUGUACGCCAUGUACAUUGUGAUGGUUAUGGUUACAAUAAAACAAUAGAGAUAAUAUAAGUCAUCGAAUUUUGGAACAAAACAAGCCGGUUUUAUGUUACAAUUGGAUAUGUUAAUCACAACAUAAAUGUUCACACAAUAUGAUCAACUGGCAACAUCGAUUAGCAUAAACUACUGGAUGCAGGCUUUACAAUUAUCUUAAAGUUAAUGUGAAAGAAAGAUUUGUCACAUUAAUAUGCGGACCAGAAGGACAAUAGCUAUUCUUGGAGUGGGUUUGAUUCUUGCCUGCUGUGCGAUGAUCUAUUUAGUGAUGGAUCUAACUCUCUUCCCACCUGAACAAAAUCCCAAGUUUUCUGUGAAUGAUAAUCAAUGGCUCCACUUUGAGAACAGACUUGCUAAAUUGGAAAAGGAUUUUGACAAACAUCAUAAAGUUAUGAAUGCCCUGCAAGAGCAAGCAGCAAAAAUUAAGCACAAUUUUAUACCAGUCAUACAACCCUUUCAUUCAAAUAAUUCUGACAUUACAAUAUUGCGUUCAAGAAAGAGUCUUACAUGUAAUUUUAAUAUUCAAAAAGUACCAGAGGUUGAUAUACAAAUGUUAGAGAUGUACAAACAGUUGGAAUUUGACAAUCCUGAUGGUGGAGUUUGGAAGCAGGGCUGGAAUAUUGCGUACGAUGAGAAGCAGUGGCAUCCCAACAGGAAAUUAAAGGUGUUUGUUGUACCUCAUUCGCACAAUGAUCCUGGAUGGUUGAACACAUUUGAGAAGUACUACACUUUUCAAACGAGAAGCAUAUUGAACAAUAUGGUGACUAAACUUGGCGAGGACAGACGACGCAAAUUUAUCUGGGCAGAGAUAUCGUUUUUCAAACUCUGGUGGGAUGAUCAAUCCAAAGCAGUAAGAGACGAAGUGCGUCGUUUGAUACACGACGGACAAUUGGAGAUUGUGUCGGGUGGAUGGGUGAUGCCAGAUGAGUCUGUGUCCCACUGGAUCGCUCAGCUCACGCAAUUGACCGAGGGUCAUCAGUGGCUAAAGUACAAUCUCGAUUACACACCAAAUUCGGGAUGGGACAUUGAUCCCUUCGGUCUUUCUCCCACCAUGCCGUAUCUCCUGAAGGGUUCAGGUUUGGAGAAUCUUCUGAUACAGAGAGUUCAUUACUCGGUGAAAAAGAGACUAGCCAAGGACAAGAAUUUAGAGUUUCGCUGGAGACAGUUAUGGGACAAUGACGGCGCUACAGAGCUAUUCACACAUGUUAUGCCGUUUUAUAGUUACGAUGUGCCUCACACAUGCGGGCCGGACCCGAAGGUAUGCUGCCAAUUCGAUUUCUACAGGAUGCAGAACUUUGGUCUCAGCUGUCCGUGGAAGGUUCCGCCAAAGACUAUAACUAGAGCGAAUGUAGCGGAGAGGGCGAUGCUUUUGCUGGAUCAGUAUCGCAAGAAGGCGCAGCUCUUUAAAACCGACGUAGUGCUCGCGCCUUUGGGCGACGACUUUCGGUACACGCAUCUUACAGAGUGGGAAGCUCAGUAUGACAAUUACCAGAAACUUUUCAACUAUAUGAAUGACAAUCAGCAUUUGAACGUUGAGAUACAAUUCGGGACACUGAGCGAUUACUUCGAAGCAGUUAGAGAGAAGCGCAAUUUAAAUGAAUUUGCAACCUUGUCCGGCGAUUUUUUCACAUAUUCUGACAGAGAUGAUCAUUAUUGGAGCGGUUACUACACUUCUAGGCCUUUCCACAAACGAUUAGAUCGUGUAUUGCUGGGUUCUUUGAGAGGAUCAGAAGCCUUAGCUGCUAUAGCUUGGGCUAGAGGUAACGAUCAGCUGGUGGAAGGAAGUCUCGCGUCUCGUUUAAGCAAGGCCAGAAUGCUGCACUCUCUAUUUCAACAUCAUGAUGGAGUCACUGGAACCUCUAGGGACAAUGUUAUGAUAGAUUACGCCCAGAAGAUGAUAAUGGCAUUGAAUAGCUCGGCUCACGUACUUCAACAAUCAAUAACACACUUGCUGAAGACUCCACAAAUAUCAUCCAUAGAUGUGGAAGCUAUGUAUUUUUCAUUAGAUGAAACUAGAUCGCACCACACAAGUGCGGGUGAAAGGCACGUUCUUAGUCUCGGCGAUGAUAAUCCUUCGAGAAAGGUUGUCCUGUACAAUUCUCUCCCGCGGCAGAGAACGAAGGUGCAAACUUUGAUCGUGUCAACACCGUUCGUUAGAGUCACAGACCGCAAAGGACAGACCGUCAAAUGUCAAAUCUCUCCCGUUUGGAUCGGCCCGGCUGCAUUGUCCGCAGCUAGAUACGAAUUAUCAUUUCUAGUCACUGUACCAGGAUUCGGUGUUACUACGUACAUAGUUCACGCAUUACACAAAGCGUCAUACACGAAAGGAGUGUAUCCGGCCAAUGUGACAGUCUUUAAUACCGACAUCAGCAUCCCGUCGAUACCCGGUUUCAAUCAUCUGACGAUUCUACCACAUACGCAAGAAUUCUCAAUCACUCAACGUCCAGAACUGUCCGUCUCCUUCGGAAAGUCUGGUUUGUUGAAGGCUCUGCGAGUCGGCAACGCCACGUUUCCUGUGCAUUUGGACUUUGUGAAAUACGGUACCAGAGGUUCCGGCAAAGACAAAAGUGGCGCCUAUUUAUUCUUGCCUGAUAAGCCGGAACCAGAUCUGGUCUUUAUGGACGGCAGAGCGAUCAUUCAUUUGACAACCGGACCGAUUUUAUCGCGAGUGUUUAUAGAAUUACCGCAUGUGCGGCACAUAUGUACACUGUUCAAUUCUCCGGGUAGCGACGGACUCGGAUUGCAUAUACUCAACGAGGUGGACAUAACAGAAACGCAAAAUUAUGAACUCGCAAUGCGUUUCAAUACAGACAUAGCUUCCGGCCACCAAUUUUUUACGGAUUUAAAUGGACUCAACAUGAUUCGACGACAAAGGUUCCCCAAGCUCCCCACGCAAGGAAACUACUAUCCAAUGGCAGCAAGUGCAUAUAUAGAGGAUAAAAAAGCUAGAUUAACAAUCCUCACAGCGCAACCGUUAGGAGUAGCCUCUAUGGCGUCCGGGCAGCUUGAGAUCAUGCAAGAUAGAAGAUUACUUCAGGACGACAAUAGAGGCUUAGGGCAAGGCGUGAUGGACAAUCUGCUAACGAAUCAUAUGUUCACAUUAAUUCUGGAAAAGAAGGAGACGAAUUGUCCCUCUGCAGUGCCACCAGCGGAUCAUCCUGCAGGAUUAUUAUCCUUAAGCGGCCAUCUAACGUCGGAAGAAUUACUGCACCCAGUGGUAGCGCUACAUCCUCGUAAUUCUCUACCAUUUGAUCUUCACGCCCAUUUCUCGCCGCUACGAUACGAUCUUCCAGUAGACUUAAGCGUUAUCAGUUUCCGAGUGUUUCCCAUUCCCGAGGGUGCUGGCAAGGGUAUUGGUAUGGUGUUGCACCAAUCAGCCUUAGACACUUGCUUCAACAAUUCUCUCCUGCGACGUUUCAACAUGUCGGAAUCGGGAGAGAUCGAUUUAACCAAGUUUCUCAACGACAUGGAAGAUUGGACUAUAAGCAAAGCGCCCCUUACGUUCCACAAUGUUGGACCGUCUCUGAAAUCGCCCGUCGUAAACUUGUGUCCGCAUCAAAUAUUGCCAAUCUUAUUUCAUAAAACGCAAUCCUAAUCGAAGACGCAAGUAUUUAAUUCAGC
This is a messenger RNA of Linepithema humile (Argentine ant), 4030 nucleotides long. RefSeq names its product alpha-mannosidase 2 (gene alpha-Man-IIa). Lineage: Eukaryota; Metazoa; Arthropoda; Insecta; Hymenoptera; Formicidae. Gene Ontology annotation, molecular function: carbohydrate binding; alpha-mannosidase activity. The record is from RefSeq and is a predicted model, not a curated record. Gene Ontology annotation, cellular component: Golgi membrane. Gene Ontology annotation, biological process: N-glycan processing; protein deglycosylation; mannose metabolic process.